Messenger RNA from Paecilomyces variotii, 1704 nucleotides. RefSeq names its product putative MFS transporter. NCBI's taxonomy places the organism in Eukaryota, Fungi, Ascomycota, Eurotiomycetes, Eurotiales, Thermoascaceae. Bases 1 to 1704 code for a protein of 567 amino acids. The transcript is spliced from 4 exons. The record is from RefSeq and is a predicted model, not a curated record. Gene Ontology annotation, molecular function: transmembrane transporter activity. Gene Ontology annotation, cellular component: fungal-type vacuole membrane. Gene Ontology annotation, biological process: transmembrane transport.
AUGUCGCUGGUUCAGCACGUCUCCUCAAUAGAUGGAGUCGACCGCGAGCAUGUACCGUCGAGCCAAGAGCCAGCGGGCUCGAUCCGGCGCCAACUGAGCUAUGAUGCUUUUCCACGGAAGACAAACCCAAAGGACGACCAAGUGGGAAUUCCUGCCUACAAAGUAUCGGUAGCAAAGAGAGUUGCCCAGGUUACGGCUACCAUUUUGGCCUGUUGGUUCGCUGCAGGAAUCGUUUUUGGCUUCGCUGCUCUGAAGCCGGUUCUGAUUUCUGAAGGUGUCUAUCGAGACUUAUGUACGGAAGAUGAGUUGCGAGAAGAUGUGGAGGUCUGCUACGGGCAAGAGAUGAGGCUCGAUCUCUUCUUUGCUGUAGCUUCGACAACAACAAACAUAUCUGCUCUGCCUGUUGGUACUAUCCUGGAUCGCUAUGGACCCCGGCUCUGUAACAUCGUGGGCUCAAUUUUGUUAGCCAUCGGUAGCAUCUUCAUGGCCUUCCCGCUGCCCAAGGUUGACAAUUACAUCAUUGGCAACCUCUUUCUAUCCUUGGGAGGCACGUUUGUGUUUGUGCCCUCGUUUCAGAUCGCUAAUGCGUUCCCACGAUAUGCUGGGACCAUAGUAGCAUUGGUGACGGGAGCCUUUGAUGCCUCAGCUGCGGUCUUUCUUUUCUAUCGUCUGGCAUACCAAGCAACGGGUGGUGCGAUCGGCCUGAAGAAAUUCUUCGGGGGCUACCUUAUCAUUCCAGGAUUGAUACUCCUUGUACAGACUAUCAUGCCCGCCCACGGCUAUCAAAGUGUGCAGCAACUCGAGGUUAAGAUCGAGCAAGCUCAAGAUGCCACCCGUGAUGUACAUGAUUCGGACGACGAGAUCGAGAGUGAGACAGAGUUGUGGCGUGUCCGCAGCAGACGCGCCGAGCGUAGACAGCAGAAAAAGGACCAGCUCGACCAGCUUCUGGGAGAUGAGGAGGUUCGACAGCAGCGGGUGGAACGAGAAGAGGAGAAGCAGGCAGUUAGUGGCGUCUGGGGAGUCCUCCACGGCCAGCCCGCCCGCAAACAGAUGCUAUCUCCAUGGUUCAUCCUGAUCAACUUGAUGACAGUGCUACAGAUGCUCAGAAUGAAUUAUUUCAUUGCAACCGUUAGGCAGCAGUACGAAUAUAUGCUCCGCUCUGAGCGUCAGGCUGUGCGGAUCAACCAUUUCUUCGACGUCGCUCUCCCUGUGGGUGGUGUCGCAUCUACUCCCUUCAUUGGCAUUCUUUUGGAUAGCUUCAGUGUCCCGACGAUGCUGGCAGUCAUUGUUGUUCUCACCACACUUGUUGGAGCAUUAAAUUGCGUCCCGUCCAUCGGGGCUGGAUAUGCCACAGUUAUAAUAUUUGUCCUGUUGAGGCCACUUUAUUACUCGGCCAUGUCCGACUACGCUGCCAAGGUGUUCGGCUUCGCUACCUUUGGUCGUAUCUACGGAACAAUUAUCUGUCUUUCGGGGAUAGUCAACUUUUCGCAAUAUGGAUUGAACGCCCUGACCUACAAAACUUUCCACGGCGAUCCGAUUCCCAUCAACAUCGGUCUGGUUGUCGGCGGCUUUGUCAUUGGAGUGAUCCUAGUAACAUUUGUGCACGUUGAAGGCUACCGUAUAAGACGUAGGCAGCUGGAGGAAGAAGCGGAAGAAGAACGGGAGAGAUUGAUUCCGGAAGAGUGCGAGCCUCAAGAGGCAUGA